Lactuca virosa is the source of this 1376-nucleotide messenger RNA. NCBI's taxonomy places the organism in Eukaryota, Viridiplantae, Streptophyta, Magnoliopsida, Asterales, Asteraceae. The record is from the annotation of a GenBank genome assembly.
AUGCAGUUGCUUCCACCGCUUCUUAGUGUAAAUAAGCCCAAAUCCAGCGGAAAACGCACCGUCGAGAUAUGGAAUCGCAAAACGACUUCCAUCGGGUUUGCCUCGCCUCUGGUGAUAGAAGGUCACAUCGAAACUGGACCUGUAGAUGGUACCGAUGUCUGCUUCGGUUCCCCGUUCCCUCUCGCGUUCUUCUCUAUUCGAUUACGGUUCUACAGAUUUCAUUCGAUUGACUGGUUUUGCUCCAGUUGGUCUUCAACCGUUUCGACCCCUAAAUCGGUUGAAGGAAUACCUGUCGAUUUCCAGUUCGGAGCUUCAAUUGCGUUUCGACCUGUGCUUGCUCUAGCUAUUGGAUACACAAUAUCUAAGGAUCAUAUGGAGUUCCUCAAUGUGGAUUCAGAGAUUUCUAUGGGGUGCUAAUACAAUGAUGAAUAUUCCACAGUUUCCUUUACCUACACAUCAAGUUGUUGGGAGAGGUGUUGUUCCGGUUGAAUUCAAGGAUUGUAUUGUUGGAUCCGAUGCUGACAGGUCACAAACUACAAUGGAAAAGAUGAAAUAGAAUAUGAAGGUGCCCUACGUACAACUUAUCAAAAAUACAUCCGAAUGAGAAAAAAAGCUUUGGGGAAAGAUUCUUCAAAAAGAAAAAUGCUUUAUAGGCCAUUGGAACUAAAUGAAGAUGAUUAUGCUCGACUUUGCCAAAUCCCAAAAAUAAAGAAAUUUACCAGAGGUAAAAGUUGGAACAAAUAACAAAGUGGAAUGAGACCUUUCAGUUGAAAGAGUCAUGCUAUCUUGAGGAAAACCUUUGGUACUCUUAUUUAAACAUCAAAUCUAUUUAUAUUGAUUAAAGGGUAAAUUAGUAAAGAAACCAUUACAUUAUAUGGGUUAAAAAAAUUCGGUUUUGACAUGUUAUAGCAUGUCAAAGUAGUUAAUUUGAAAAAAACAACAAAAUUGUCCGAAAUAUAACGUUUUUUUUUGUAAUAUGUUUUUUUAUUAAAUAACUGAAUUUCAAUUACACCAUCAGCUAUAUAUUUUUCAUUAUAUAAAAAUGAAUGAUACGGGUUCCAAAUUAUGCUAUCAUCUUUGUUGGUGGAACUUCAAAAAAGUAAGUUUUUAUUUUUAUUUUUUUUAUUAUAAAUAUCUUAUUAUUUUUUAAUUUAAUAACUUUGGUUGCUAAAACUUACUAAUACAAUAAAUAAAAAACAGGGCAUUUGGUGGUUUGGGAAUGGAUGAUGUUGUCAAAACUGUAGUGGGUAGAGCCGAGCCACAUAACGAGGUUUGUAAAAUUUUAAAUUGCAUUUUGUGGUAAGAUUUGAGGAAACAUGUAUCCAUGUUUUUCAUGAUGGCAAGUGUAAAAUUGUAAAAUUGAUUUUCUUUCGACA